ACAAACAAGGUAACGCGCACACUCAUAAAGAAAAAAUGAAAAUAAGUUUUUCAUUUUUAAUUUAAAAUUAAUGAAAGUAUCAAGUGUAUAAAGGAGCUCGGGAAAUUGAUUUUAUGUUAUUUAAAAAGAACAGUAUUUAUUUAAUUAAAAAAAUAUUAUAAUUUAUAGUUUACAAAUUAUCAAAAAAAAAAAAAUUUAAAAAAAAUUUAUCUCUUUAAUUAACUUGAUAUUUUAAUUAGAUGAAAAUUAUAUGAAAAAAAAUUGCUGUAAAUAUUAAAAUAACAAUUUACCGUCGGCAUAUUGUUAACUAAAUAUUUAAGUUUAAAUUAAAUCGUUGUUGUUGUGUUCAGUUAGACUUGCAGUUCUAUUUGAUUUACAUUGCGAAAAUAAAAUAUGGUGACUGUUAUGCCCUACAGUUAUUCUACUCCCCGCUGUGGAUUAAUUGAUAAAAUGAUUGAACCAAAGGUUAAACGCCCUAAAACAGAGCAUACGGACACAAAUGAAAGAAAUCGUCUUUGCUCUCAAACGUCUGGUACAAAUCAAAACACACAUCAGAGUGCAGCUCACUUGUCCCAGUUGCAGGGUCCUUUAGCGGGCGCCCAAACAUCAACGGCAUUAACAGCCGGCAGUCAAUGCAGUCCGUUGAGUUUGCCACCCCAAACGCAGCCGUUACAACCCACAAUAACAUCGCUAGCAUCGCUUACCUCACACUAUACCAAUAGCUCAAGUCAUUCGCCGCUUAACCAUCAGAGUCAUCAUCAUCAACAGCAGCAGCAGCAGCAGCAGCAGCAGCAGCAGCAGUCGCAACAACAUCUUAACACAAGCAGUAGUUGUAGUCUAAACUCAAGUGCAAAUCUCUCGCAUACAUUUGCUCAGUCGACCGGCAGUAGUUUUUCAACAUAUCACACACACCAACAACACGGCACAUCUGCGACGACUACUAAAAAUGAGAACGCAACAGGGCUCUCUGCAUCAACGUCUGCUUCGUUGAGUAGUGCAGGUGCUGGCAUGUCUCACUGGUUAACGUCAGCUGAACAGUCUUCAACUCAACUGCCUCCAAUUAAGUCAGAGAAUCGUUCGCCCGCUCUAAACGUAACACCACAGCAAUCGCAAGCGCAUCAGCAAACAUCCUCUGCUAAUGCAAACGUAGAUGUGGACACACUGCAAACCGCUUUAAGUCAUCAUUUAGAUUCAUCGCCUAACAACGGUUCCUCUAGUGGUAACAAUACUUUAUACGGUUGCUCUUCAGUGAGCGGCUUAGCUGGCUCCGUGUCUAGUGUUAGUGGUCUAGAGUCGCCAACAAAUUCGUUAGCAUCAUCUAGCAUGGCCGCUGUUAAUUCAUCAGCAGCGGCGGCUGCUGCUGCGGCUGCCUACGAUUCCAAGCAUGAUUAUUACAAUUACUAUAACAGUAUGCAGCAAUACACACCCUCGUUUUAUUCUACCUAUAGUAGUCCUUAUACGACGGCGGCGGCUAGAGCAGCUACGAAAAUUGAGCCUAGCUCGCCAUACCUAACCACGUCAUAUACAAACAGUAAUAACAAUUCCUCGCAAUUAUAUUCAGCCGCUUACGGGUACAACAAUUUCGCUCAAUUCGGUGCAGCCGCAGCUCAACAGGAUUAUAGCGGUUAUUAUAAUGAUCAAUAUGGCAAUUAUUACAAUCCCGCCAAUUAUUCACCGUACGUCAGCUCUCCUAGUUCUAGUACCAGCCAUGGUUUUCAUGUAGCUCCUUCUAAUCUCUCAGAAAGUCCUACCGAUACACAUUCAACUACACCAAUUUUACACAACACCCAUUCACCUCAUUCUCCUCUGCAGAUCUCACCUAAUCAUAAUAAUAUUAGUGCUGCCGGUGCGGCAAUAUCAGCGGUGGCGGGUUCAUCAGCUUCUUUAACGAAGAGCACACCGACUGGGAAAAGCGGUCGAGCUCGAGGUAGAAGACAUCAACAGCCUAGCCCUACGCGCAGCACUGCUUCCGAUACACCAAAUAGUGAGGCGAACAAGCCUCCAGAAAGGGUAUUCAUUUGGGACUUGGAUGAAACGAUAAUCAUCUUUCAUACGUUAUUGUCCGGUUCCUUCGCCAGCCGUUACACCAAAGAUCAUAGUGCUUUAAUGACUAUAGCAUUUCGUAUGGAGGAGAUGGUCUUCACUAUGGCAGAUACACAUUUUUUCUUCAAUGAGAUCGAAGAAUGUGAUCAAGUGCAUAUUGAUGACGUUUCAUCGGACGAUAAUGGUCAAGAUCUCAGCACCUACAAUUUCGCGACAGAUGGCUUUCAUUCGGGUGCACCGCCGGGUGCACCAGCCAACCUAUGUUUGCCUACCGGAGUAAGAGGCGGAGUGGAUUGGAUGCGCAAGUUGGCGUUUCGCUAUCGUAAAAUUAAAGAAAUCUAUAACACAUACAGGGGGAAUGUUGGAGGCCUAUUAGGUCCGGGUAAAAGAGAAGCUUGGCUACAAAUCCGUCAAGAUAUCGAAAUGGCUACCGACAAUUGGGCCUCUUUAGCAACUAAAUGCUUAAAUAUGAUUGCUCAACGUGAAAAUUGUGUUAAUGUAUUGGUCACCUCUACCCAGUUGGCCCCAGCUUUAGCGAAGGUCUUAUUGUUUGGUUUGGGAUCUAUAUUUAAUAUCGAAAAUAUUUAUAGUGCCCAUAAGAUUGGGCAAGAAACUUGCUAUGAACGUAUUGUUACUCGGUUCGGUCGUAAAAGUACUUAUGUGGUGAUAGGUGAUGGCGCUGAAGAGGAGGCUGCUGCUAAGGCCAUGAAUUUCCCCUUCUGGCGCAUUUCUUCACACAGUGAUAUUAGAGCCUUGUAUACCGCUUUGGAUAUGGGUUUCUUAUGAAAAUCUUUAAGGUUUCUAGGGUAACCGUUUUUUUUCCAUAAUAUUAUUUUAAUUUUUUCUUUUGAAAAACAACGCACUAUAGUAUGAAAAGGAAAUUUAC
Glossina fuscipes is the source of this 2929-nucleotide messenger RNA. RefSeq names its product developmental protein eyes absent (gene eya). Bases 394 to 2829 code for a protein of 811 amino acids. Gene Ontology annotation, biological process: positive regulation of DNA repair; cell differentiation; negative regulation of extrinsic apoptotic signaling pathway in absence of ligand. NCBI's taxonomy places the organism in Eukaryota, Metazoa, Arthropoda, Insecta, Diptera, Glossinidae. The transcript is spliced from 6 exons. The record is from RefSeq and is a predicted model, not a curated record. Gene Ontology annotation, molecular function: protein tyrosine phosphatase activity. Gene Ontology annotation, cellular component: nucleus.